GAUUGGGUUUAGAAAUUCACACCACAAUCAAACACACACAACCACACAACCACACAACAUUUACUUCUCUGACUCUCUCUAAUCAAAGAGAGAUUAGUAAUGGCGGAAAGCAAGGGAGAAGUGAAGCACAUACUGCUUGCAAAGUUCAACGAUGGCUUAUCCGAACAACAAAUUGAUGAAUACAUUAAAGAGUACGCCAACCUUGUCAAUCUUGUUCCUUCCAUGAAGGCCUUCCGAUGGGGUAAAGAUGUGAGCAUCGAAAACAUGCAUCAAGGCUUCACUCAUAUCUUCGAAUCAACCUUUGAAAGCACACAAGGGAUUGCUGAAUAUGUUUCCCAUCCAGACCAUGUCGUGUUUGCGAACAAAUUACUGCCUCUGUUUGAGAAGGUCAUUGUUGUUGAUUACAAGCCCACAAAAGUCGAAGUUUGAAUCUUUAGCAGCCUUCCAGUGAGACUUCACUUCUGUCUGCUGGCUUUGUGGAAUAAUGUAAUGUGUUCAAACUUCAAAGAUUGUUCCUUUUGUAACUUCACCUUUGCUUCAAGAUUGUCUUCUGAUGAUUAUACAUUCCAGUUAGUAAAUUACUUUUGGCUUGUAUUUUUGUAAUGCCUGCCUUCUCUGGUUCUGUUUCUUGGUUGGGACAGAGCAAUAAAUAUUAAUAUUAGAGAUGGA
Messenger RNA from Salvia hispanica, 669 nucleotides. RefSeq names its product stress-response A/B barrel domain-containing protein HS1-like. Gene Ontology annotation, biological process: pollen tube adhesion. The record is from RefSeq and is a predicted model, not a curated record. Lineage: Eukaryota; Viridiplantae; Streptophyta; Magnoliopsida; Lamiales; Lamiaceae.